AUGACCGACACCGACUCUGGGAAACGCAAGGCCUCUGCCGCCGGCUUGGGCCAGAACCGCCCCGUCAAGCGACGCGCUUCCAAGGCCUGCUGCUGCUGUCGUGCACGCAAAGUGCGUUGCGACGUUGUGGAAAAUGGCUCACCCUGCACGAAUUGUCGCCUAGAUCAGGUUGAAUGCGUGGUGACGGAGAGUAAACGCCGCAAGAAAUCUCGCGUCGAGGUAGAGAAUCAUUCUGAGUCUCCUGAAGCUGUGGAGGAUAACCAUUUCCACGGCCGUUUCAAUGACUUAUCCGGGCUGGCGGACUUGGUGCCGACCUCCCCGUCACAAAACUCGGUGGAUUUGGACCAGGGUCAACAUAUGCCCCAUCUACUCUACCAAAACCAAGCUACAAGGAUUGGCUCUAUCGGCUCUGAUGAUCGCUACCAACGCCGAAUGGCACCCAAUCCGGCAGUUCCUGCUUCUAUGCCCCUGGCCAACGUCACCUCGCAAAUCCAGCAAUUGCUAGACCCCAGAUUUGGCAACGCCCGUUCCAAUGGUUCACUCCCGGACUAUAUCCGCGGUUUGCCCGCCCGACUGCUCAAGGAAGAUAUCGACUACUUGGCCAUCAAGGGUGCUCUCACCAUCCCGGAACCCUCUCUUCGCAACGAAUUGCUGAAAAGCUACAUUCACUAUGUGCAUACAUACAUGCCCUUACUUGACCUAGAAGAGUUCCUGCAGACCAUCGCUCAGAACAAUGGCCUGCACCGGAUCAGUCUUUUGUUGUUCCAGGCGGUCAUGUUCGCCGGUGUUGCCUUCAUCGACAUGAAGCAUCUGCAAGCCGCAGGUUACCAGACUCGCAAGGCUGCCCGGAAGGUGUUCUUCCAGCGGGCUCGUCUCCUAUACGACUUCGACUACGAGGUGGAUCGUAUUUCGUUGGUUCAGUCACUCUUGCUCAUGACCUACUGGUACGAAACCCCCGAUGACCAAAAGGACACUUGGCAUUGGAUGGGUGUCAGUCUGUCCCUGGCCCACACCAUCGGCCUGCACCGGGAUCCCGGCAACUCGCGGAUGGAUGUGCGCCGCCAACGGAUGUGGAAGCGGAUCUGGUGGAGUACCUAUACUCGUGAUCGACUGAUCGCCCUCGGCAUGCGUCGGCCUAUGCGUGUCAAGGAUGACGAUUGUGAUGUGCCUAUGCUCAGUCUUGAUGACUUUGAAUUCCAUCCGUUCUCCCCUGAGAUUGUGGCCAUGGUGGGCAACUCGGAGAUCCUUCAGAAUGUCAGCCAUCAGCGCGAGCUGGCUUUGAUGUUCAUCGAGAAGGCCAAGCUCUGCCUGUGCGUCAGCCACGUCCUUUCAGCUCAGUACUCCGUGUUGAGUCACAAGUUCGGCGGCACAAUGGAGACUACCAUGAUGCUUGUUCCGAAGAAAUCCACAGCCGAAACCUUCGAGGUCCGCAGCUGUGACCAAGAACUGGAGGACUGGCUGGCCAACCUGCCCAUUGAAACUCAAUACAAGAUGUCAAACGGCUCCAAACUCCCCGAGGCAGAUGAAGUCCUACACUCCCACAGAGCCCUUCUUAAAAUGGUUUACCUCACCACCUCAUCCGCCCUGCAUCGCCCACAAGUCCUCCCCGCCAUGCCCUAUCCAUCCACAGACGCCGAGCUACAAGACAUCUCCCGCAACAAAGUCCGCUUCGCCGCCGUCGAAAUCACCGCCAUCGCCCAAGAUCUCCACACCCUCGAUCUGACCCGCUACUACCCAACCACGGGCGUGACAGUCCUUCUCCCCGCCGUCAUCAUCCACCUCCUAGACAUCAAGUCCACAGACCCCACGAUCCGCAUGACCUCCCUCCAACGCUUCUACCAAUGCAUGCGCAUCCUCCAACGUCUCCGCGAAAUCUACGCCUCCGCCGACUUCGCCACCUCCUUCCUUGAAGCUGCAAUCCGCAAAGCAGGCAUCCAACUCACCGUCUCACCCCAGGACGUCUCCGACAAACCCCGUCACACUCUCACUCCCCCACCAGACUCCCUGGCUCAAAAGAUUCCGGAUCUCACAUACCCACCGGCGCCUACACGUCCCGCAGACAUCUUCGCCUCCACGCCGCCUCAGUCCGAUGGAUCCGAGAACGGAAGCACGAACAAUGUCAACGCGCCUGCUAAGGAUGCAUUUGCGAUGCCUUCGGAAAUGAGUCUGACGGAGUUGAUGGAUCUGGCGAAUGAUGCCGAAGUCACGCAGAAUGACUUCGAUGCGCUGAUCAAUUUCGAUGACCCGGCUCACAAUGAGCUCUUUGAGGAGCCGGCUGAGGAAAAGUUCGAUUUCACUGAUAACAUGAUGUUUGAUACGGAGCCUAAAGCGGUGGAUUUCGCUUUGGAGGGCAUUACUACGGAAUAA
Penicillium olsonii is the source of this 2367-nucleotide messenger RNA. Lineage: Eukaryota; Fungi; Ascomycota; Eurotiomycetes; Eurotiales; Aspergillaceae. The record is from the annotation of a GenBank genome assembly.